Molecule: messenger RNA, 1188 nt
Organism: Necator americanus (New World hookworm)
Lineage: Eukaryota; Metazoa; Nematoda; Chromadorea; Rhabditida; Ancylostomatidae
Exons: 11
Coding region: 1-1188 (395 amino acids)
Molecular function (GO): acireductone dioxygenase [iron(II)-requiring] activity
Source: RefSeq, a predicted model, not a curated record
AUGUUGGGCGAUCUCUCAUACCAGCACACGUCCGAAUUAAAACGACGUCGUAUCAGUCGUGGAACUGAUGAGUCUGCACACUGCAAUAGUUCUUCUCAGCUCAUAUCUCCUUUACCUGUGCAGACCUUAACAGUCGGACGUCCUACUCGUGCAGCUAGUUCUUCUCCGCUUAAUUUCACAAAUUAUCGCGAAAAUCGGGACGAAGAAUUCAAUAUCGACCGUGGCAGACCAUUGCGAGCAUCUGUUGGUCAUGGAUGUUGUCCAGGAAAUCGACCAACCUUGAGUCACGGAUUUGCGUCCACAGGACGUGUCUCCUCUUCGUCAUACCGUACUCGUGAACCUCGAUUCCCAUCACCUUCAGACUUUCUAUCGCAUUCCUUUCUGAAACAAGCUGUCAUUUUUGACAGAAAUGUGCAGUUGAAGAAGUUCUUAGAAGGUGGACUAUGGACACGUCUACGCAACGGUUCCAAUACUCCUCCACGGACUUCUUCACCACAAUCAGAUCCAGUAGCAACAAGCAAACCUGUUCCCGACAGAAACAUGUUGCAAUUAGUUUCAUCGCUACUGCCUAUCGCCUACUAUUUUCUUUCUUUUUUUUUCUACGAGAGUUCUUCAGCAUUCUACUUCGAAAUGACGUCUCGUGCAUAUUUUAUGGGACCUGUACAUGAUCAGAGAGACGAUUGUCAACUGGUUCCAAAUCGAGAUGCAACUACUGUUGAUUUGGCGAACAUAAGUGUGGAAAUAUCAACUAUAGAAAUGGAUCCUAAAUGGGAAGAUCAUCUCGAUAAUUUGGUCUCUGUAUAUGAUAUGAACCAUCGUGAUGAAAUACAUAUUAGCAGAGCUUCAAUGCCAGAUUUCGACGAGAAGGCAAAAAUUUUCUUCGAAGAACACCUACACCGUGAUCCAGAAAUUCGUUUCGUAAAAUCUGGUACUGGAUUCUUCGAUGUUCGCAGCAAAGAUGAUGAAUGGAUACGAAUUCCUGUGAAACGUGGAGAUUUUGUGUAUCUACCUGCCGGAAUCUAUCAUCGCUUUACCACAGAUUGGGACGAAAAUAUUUUGGUUAUACGCCUAUUCCAUUCGUGUCCAAAAUGGGAAGCGUUUCCUCGCUGCAAAAACGGGGAUUCUUUGAAGGAAAGAGCAGACUACCUCAGAAGCAUAGGAGUAGCGGACGGUGCUACUUCAAAGUAG